CCCACCAGCAACCAGCAGCGUCAAGACUUCAAGAAAAUGGCUCGUAGCAACCUCCGCCACGGCCUUAACAAGGGCCACCCCACGACUCCCAUCGCCCAGGCUGUCCGCCCCAGCCAGCGCAAGGGCAUCCAGUCCGCGCGCACCAAGUUCGUGCGCUCCGUCGUUCGGGAGGUCGCUGGCUUCUCGCCGUACGAGCGUCGGGUUAUGGAGCUGUUGAGGAACUCCAAGGACAAGAAGGCACGGAAGUUCACGAAGAAGCGGCUGGGCACGCUCCUCCGCGCGAAGAGAAAGCUCGAGGAGCUGAGCACCAUCAUCCAGGAGAGCAGGAGGGCGCACUAAAAGCAGCAGGGAAUGCUGGACGGUUCACCUCGAUUGUCUCCGUACGCUACGCUGCGCUAUGCCGGGGCCUGGGCUCGUCAACUCCAUGAUGCUAUGCAUUCGUUGUAACUCUAUGCGUGUUUCUAUUCAUUGCCGGACCCAUGCACCUCCCCGAGCCCUUGUACCUACCGCCUUCUACGAUGGAUGAUGGACGAUCUGUCAAGAGGUGGGCGGGCUGCCACUGCCUGCCGACGUCCUCGACGGAUGUGUUCGUGAU
This is a messenger RNA of Trametes versicolor FP-101664 SS1, 595 nucleotides long. RefSeq names its product ribosomal protein L36e. Gene Ontology annotation, biological process: cytoplasmic translation. The transcript has 4 exons. Bases 37 to 339 code for a protein of 100 amino acids. The record is from RefSeq and is a predicted model, not a curated record. Gene Ontology annotation, molecular function: structural constituent of ribosome. Gene Ontology annotation, cellular component: cytosolic large ribosomal subunit; ribosome. NCBI's taxonomy places the organism in Eukaryota, Fungi, Basidiomycota, Agaricomycetes, Polyporales, Polyporaceae.